This is a messenger RNA of Owenia fusiformis, 733 nucleotides long. NCBI's taxonomy places the organism in Eukaryota, Metazoa, Annelida, Polychaeta, Sabellida, Oweniidae. The record is from the annotation of a GenBank genome assembly.
UGAUUCUGACACUUCUAGUUCUUGCAGUUCAAAUCAUUCCAAAGAUUCAAAAAAGGUCAAAAGUAAAUCCAAAAAGAAAAAGAAAAAAUCCAAGUCAGGCAUAAACCAGACAAGAUCUAACUCAUGCCAAAAUCCACAAAAGUACCCGCACAUUGGGUUGAAAUACGAAUUUUCAAGAAUGAAAAUUAAGUAUAACGAUUUAGACAUUAAUCUUUUCACAGCAGGAGCUUUGAAUCUAUUGGUGAAAGAGAUUGAGAAUCAUAGCAUUUCAAAGAGAGAAUUGUUAGUCCAACUGAAACAUAUUAUUGAACUGAUGUAUAUCAACAAAAGGGGAUAUCCUUGGCAUCAGGUGCGGAACUUUCAUGCAAAUAUACUCAGUGAAAUUGAAGCAGGUGAAAUGACAUGGGGUGAUGAUACCACCCACAUUUUCAGCCAUUUGUCUGUCAAUAAAAAACAAGUCAGCAAUAAUACUUCAGUUCACACGGGUCAAAGGAUCAGUUGGUAUUGUGUAGAGUACAAUAGAGAUAAUUGCAAUGAAAGUUCUGCACACAUGUCAAAACUACCAAUAAAGGGACAAACAAGGUUGUUAGAACAUAUUUGUUCAAACUGCUAUGUACGGGACAAAACCAAAUCCAAUCAUUCAAAAUUAAAAUGUACACAUCCUAAUGUGUCUUACACAAAUUAUCCGAGUAAGUAGGGCAAAUUCGGAUUUGGCUUUGUUCCAGACACAUAG